AUGGCAUAUUUUCCGUGCUCCAAUUACAAUCAUAAAAUGCCAUUGCCAUCCGCUACUCAUCUCAAUCUCAUAGCAUUGUAUAGAGAGGGUCAGUUAAAGGAGGCGCUGCACAUUCUGCUUACAACAAACAAUCCCCCUGGAGACUGUUUUACAUAUCUUCAAUUAUUGCAGACCUGCAUUCUGAAGAAAACGCUUUCACAUGGGAAAAAUGUCCACUCUUUCAUCGCUCACACCCGAUUUGAGUUUUCUACACGCACAACCUUUCAGAAUAAGCUUAUUGACAUGUAUGUCAAGUGUGGAAGUUUGGUUGAUGCUCGAACAGUGUUUGACCAAAUGAAAAAACCAGACAAUGUCUCAUGGAAUACGAUUAUUGCAGCAUACAGAAGACAUGGGUUUCCUCACGAGGCAGUUACUCUGUUUCACCAAAUGCAACGAACAGGUUUUCAACCCGAUCAGUUCACAUUUGCCAGCGUACUUCCAGCCUGUGCCAAAAUGAGAGCGUUGGAACAGGGAAUGGACAUCCAUCAAAGCAUAAAGGACAGAGGGUUUUCGUCAGAUGUUGUAGUUGCAACUGCCCUGGUAGACAUGUAUGCGAAAUGUGGAAGCAUGCACAAGGCUCGUGAACUGUUUGACAAAAUGCUUCAAAGAGACGCGGUCUCAUGGAAUACAAUGAUUGCAGGAUCUGUACAAAAUGGAUUUGUUGAAAAGGCCUUGGAAUUUUAUAAGCAAAUGCAACAGGCGGGUGUGAAGCCAGACUCCACAACCUUUUCCAGCAUACUCCCUGUCUAUGCUCAAAUGGGAGCUUUGGAACUGGGUACAGCCAUCCAUGAAAUCAUAAUUGAAAGUGGGUUUUUCUCAAAUAUUGUAGUGGGGAAUGCUCUAGUAGAUAUAAUGCCUCGUAGGGAUGUCAUUUCGUGGAAUGCCAUGAUUUCAGGAUAUGCACAAAAUGGUGUUCUUGAUGAAGCUGUAAGGCUUUUUAAAGAAAUGCCUCAGAGAAAUGUGGUUUCAUGGAAUGCCAUUAUAGCAGGAUAUGCACAAAAUGGGUUUAUUGAAGAGGCAUUAGAGGCAUUUAAGAAAAUGCAAUUGGGAUAUGCACAAAAUGGACUUGUUGAGAAGGCCUUCGAAACUUUCCAGCAAAUGGAAUUGGCUGGUGUAAAGUCAAAUUCCACAACCUUUGCCAGUAUCCUUCCGGCCUGUGCCAAAAUAGGAGCCUUGGAACUGGGUAUGGAUAUCCAUCAACGGAUAACGGAAGAGGGAUUUUCGUCUGAUGUUGUAGUUGCAAGAUAUGCACAAAAUGGAUUUUCCAAGGAUGCUCUCAAAAUCUUUGAAUUGAUGAAGUACUCUGGAACAUAUCCUAACACUGCAAGCUUUGCUUCUGUUAUAUUUGCAUGCAGCCAUGCAGGUUUAGUGGAUGAAGGCUGUACAUACUUCAGUAACAUGAGUACCCCUUAUUGCCUAACACCUACAAUUGAUCAUUAUGUGUGCAUGGUUGACCUUCUUGCCCGUGCUGGCUAUCUUGAGAACACCUUAAAUUUUAUCAUUAAGAUGCCAGUUAAACCUGUGGUGGUUGUGUGGAUGUGUUUUCUUGGUGCCUGUAGAUCACAUAUGAAUAUAGGCUUAGGAGUGUUUACAGCGAUGCUGCUUUUUGAUUUGGAUCCUAAAAAUGCGGCGACUUAUGUUCUUCUCUCAAACAUCUAUGCAGAAGCAGGCCAGUGGGGUGAGGUUCAAAUGGUAAGGAGGUUGAUGAAAGAUAGAGGAAUUAAAAAGAUCCCUGGAUGUAGUUGGGUUGAUGGCCAUAAAAUGGUACAUGCUUUUUGUGUAGGAGAUAGAUCACACCCACACACAGAGGAGAUCUAUUCAAAGUUGGAGAAAUUGGCUUAG
Cryptomeria japonica (Japanese cedar) is the source of this 1881-nucleotide messenger RNA. RefSeq names its product pentatricopeptide repeat-containing protein At2g13600-like. Lineage: Eukaryota; Viridiplantae; Streptophyta; Pinopsida; Cupressales; Cupressaceae. Gene Ontology annotation, molecular function: RNA binding; protein binding. The record is from RefSeq and is a predicted model, not a curated record. Gene Ontology annotation, biological process: RNA modification. The coding region runs from base 1 to 1881 and encodes 626 amino acids. The transcript is spliced from 4 exons.